AUGGGUCAAGGAUCUUCUUCCUCUCUCCCGACCUCCCUACCCCAAUACGCACUCCAUUGUCUCCGAGUAGCCGAAGGAUCACCAUCAGCAGGACUGAUCGAACCUUUCUUCGAUUAUCUCAUAGGAGUCGGGGUUGAAGGAAUGGAAGGAUUAAGUCCUAUUGAAUUAAGUCAAAUUUUAAGUCGACAUGAAGGGAAAAGAAUAUCUUUAAGGGUUUAUAAUGCCAAAAGUCAAAGAAUAAGAGAAUGGUCCAAAACCUCUUUAAUAAAUUCAGAAUCUAAACCUUCCCUCUUAGGUCUCAGUCUAAGAGUUUGUAAUCCCGCACAUGCUCUUGAAUCCGUUUAUCACGUAUUGGACGUAUUAGAAGGUAGUCCAGCCGAGAUGGCUGGGUUAGUACCAUGGGGUGAUUUUGUAUUAGCUUGGUCUGGAGGUCCAUUACAUUCCGAAAAUGAUUUUUACCGUUUAAUUGAGAAUCACGUCGAUAAACCAUUACGUUUAUUCGUUUACAAUUCCGAUCUUGAUAACCUACGAGAAGUCGUACUUUAUCCUACACGACAAUGGGGUGGAGAUGGUCUUAUAGGUUGUGGAAUAGGAUAUGGUCUUUUACAUAGAAUACCUCAACCUCUUACUCCUCCAGAAACUGUUUUCGCUGCUGAUGCUUAUUUCGGUGAUUUAUCUUCCCCACUUCCUGUAUCCUCUGUCACUUCGGUGGGGUCAUGA
Messenger RNA from Tremella mesenterica DSM 1558, 720 nucleotides. RefSeq lists its product as uncharacterized. Gene Ontology annotation, cellular component: Golgi apparatus. NCBI's taxonomy places the organism in Eukaryota, Fungi, Basidiomycota, Tremellomycetes, Tremellales, Tremellaceae. The record is from RefSeq and is a predicted model, not a curated record. Gene Ontology annotation, biological process: Golgi organization. Gene Ontology annotation, molecular function: protein binding. The transcript is spliced from 5 exons. The coding region runs from base 1 to 720 and encodes 239 amino acids.